Salvelinus namaycush (lake trout) is the source of this 1206-nucleotide messenger RNA. It is a transcript of the gene znf598, whose product is annotated as zinc finger protein 598. The transcript is spliced from 6 exons. Lineage: Eukaryota; Metazoa; Chordata; Actinopteri; Salmoniformes; Salmonidae. Gene Ontology annotation, biological process: protein ubiquitination; rescue of stalled cytosolic ribosome. The coding region runs from base 244 to 1206 and encodes 320 amino acids. Gene Ontology annotation, molecular function: ribosome binding; ubiquitin protein ligase activity. The record is from RefSeq and is a predicted model, not a curated record.
GGCGAAGCACAACUACCGUUGAAUGCAGACAAACCCCGUGAACAGUCUAUCCUUAUAGCGUAUACACCAGUAAAUCUCAGCAUUGGCAAGUGACUUUAGGACUUCCGUCUCAUUACACAAACAGACGCUACCUGCUUCUUUUAACCAACAGCCGCUGUUUAGCCACCCAGCUACUUCCUAACGUCUACGAUUCAGCCUGAAAACCAAAUAUAACUCCGUUUGUGCCUUUUUUUGUAAACUACCAUGGAAUCAACAUCUAACAACUACGAGCGGAACUGUGUUCUGUGUUGUCAGGAGCUCGACAUCUUCGCCCUGGGAAAAUGCGACCACCCGGUGUGCUACCGCUGCUCGACCAAAAUGAGGGUGCUGUGCAACCAGAAGUACUGCGCCGUCUGCCGGGAGGAGCUCGACAAGGUGCUGUUUGUGCAGAAGUUGGUGGCCUUCUCCUCUCUGCCCCUCCAGACGCUGCAGGUGGAGAGGAAACAUGACAUCUACUUUACAGACUCCAAGAUAUACGCUCAGUUCAGGACACUGCUGCUGUCUGAGUGUCCUGUGUGUCCAGAGUCUAAAGUCUUCUCAAAGUUUGAGGAGUUGGAGCAGCACAUGAGGAAACAACAUGAACUCUUCUGUUGUAAACUCUGUACCAAACACCUGCAGAUCUUCUCCCAUGAGAGGAAGUGGUAUAACAGGAAGGAUCUGGCACGUCACCGUACCAACGGUGACCCCGAUGACACGUCUCACCGCGGACACCCGCUCUGCAAGUUCUGCGACGACCGUUACCUUGACAACGACGAGCUGCUGAAACAUCUCCGUAGAGACCAUUACUUCUGUCACUUCUGUGAUGCUGACGGAGCUCAGGAGUACUACAGUGACUACCAAUACCUGAGCGAACACUUCCGGGAGGCCCACUACCUGUGUGAGGAGGGGCGCUGUGCUACGGAGCAGUUCACCCACGCCUUCAGGAGCCAGAUCGACUACAAGGCCCACAAGGCCUCGGCACACAGCAAGAACCGGGCCGAAGCACGACAGAACCGACACAUAGACCUGCAGUUCAGCUUUGCCCCGCGCCAGACCCGACGCAACGAUGGAGGCAUGGUAUCUGGAGAGGACUAUGAGGAGGCGAGGUCGGGUCGGGGGGGGAGAGGACGGAGCCAAGGAAGCCAACAGAACACCAGAGGUAGCUGGAGAUACAACCGGUCAGUAUGA